AUGCUGCCGUCGCCGCUUGCAACGGGCGAGCCGUUGGCCCAUGACCCUCCAAGACCACAUUCGAGAGAUGGUCGCACCAACGAGAAGAUUCAGUCCUUGGAUUUAGACGCGAUUCUGCCCGUGGACUGCGACUCAAUGAGGGUAAAUGAGGUUAUCUCUCUUCAAAUGCAGAUCGGGCUCAAGGACCUCAAAGAGGACUUCAUGCUGUUCUCGGAGGCCGUGGGAUCGAAACUCCAGCCAUUGCAUAGCAAGCAUAUGACCUGGAGGACGAUUCCCCUCGUCCGUAACAUUGUGGUUGGGGGCGAACCCGACGACGAGGAUGACAGCGACGACGACGACAACGACGACGAGGAUGACGAGGACGAUGACGAGGAUGACGAGGACGACGGAGACUACGACAUUCUCUCGCCCUUUGAUAUGAACGAUGUCAGCGACACAGACGUGACUAGCGAGGAAGAUGAUGAGUCGGUGGAGCUGAUAAUUACCGGAUUCGGUCACGACCUUGAGACCCUUAAGCCCGCGGGCCUUCCGCUCUUGCGGGCCAUGAAGGGUGAAGACGGUUUUGAGGAGGAGAGGCCCAUCAUCUUUCAGAACGAGUUCUUCGAGAUCCGGCGCUCUCCUGUGGCCGGCUGGGGUGCGUUUGCCACGAGAAAGUUGGACAAGGGAGACCAAAUCCUCGUUGAGAAGGCCCUUUAUCAUGCGACUUAUGAAGAUGUGGAAUCGUCCGUCCUCAACCUUCAUGAGCACGAACAGAAGGUCGCCAAUGACCUGCAUGCCCAUUUCGGCCGCGAUGGAGAGACCAAGGCGCAGGCUGUUUGGAAUACCAAUGCGUUCGCAUCCAAGCUCCCCAAGGACACCGUCUCGACACGUAAGAAGGGUUCGGGGGCGUGUAGGGAUGUUGCCGGCCUCUUCCCCAUCGCUGCUCGCUUCAAUCACUCCUGCAAUCCCAAGGUGGGGCACAGAUACGAUGCUGAGGAGGAGGUACUGAUAUUCGAGGUCCGCGCAUGGGUCAUCGAGGAGGGCGACGAGCUGACCAUCAGCUACGGUAAAGAUCCAUCGGUGUUGUAUUAUAAAUUCGGAUUCAACUGCGGAUGCGGCUACUGCGGUGGUUUUGACGACAGCAGGUGGAACUUUUAG
Molecule: messenger RNA, 1137 nt
Organism: Colletotrichum chrysophilum
Lineage: Eukaryota; Fungi; Ascomycota; Sordariomycetes; Glomerellales; Glomerellaceae
Exons: 4
Coding region: 1-1137 (378 amino acids)
Molecular function (GO): protein binding
Source: RefSeq, a predicted model, not a curated record